Molecule: messenger RNA, 2566 nt
Organism: Antechinus flavipes (yellow-footed antechinus)
Lineage: Eukaryota; Metazoa; Chordata; Mammalia; Dasyuromorphia; Dasyuridae
Gene: MS4A15
Product: membrane spanning 4-domains A15
Exons: 8
Coding region: 116-847 (243 amino acids)
Biological process (GO): cell surface receptor signaling pathway
Cellular component (GO): plasma membrane
Source: RefSeq, a predicted model, not a curated record
UAAAAAGCAUUUCACAUGAAUAUGUGUGAACUCUAAGCUGAGACUGAAUAGAAGUGUAGAAAGGCGGCAGAGGAAGCGGCCGGGGAGCAUCUGAGAGCCCUCCUCUCUGGCCACCAUGACCUCAGCCCCGGCCACCAAUGGGGUGUUUGUGGUCAUCCCCCCCAAUAACGCCAGCGGUAUCCGGCCGGGCCCGGCCAUGCUGCCCAGGACCCUGUGCCAGUCUCCGGGGACUCUGCAGUUUGAGGAGCCGCCACUGGGCCCGCAGCCUCCCGGAAACGCGCCUCCUCAGAGACUUCUCCCGGCAGAGACGUUCCUGAACGGGGAGCCCAAGGCCUUGGGGACGGUCCAGAUCCUGAUCGGCCUCAUCUACAUCAGCUUCGGCAGCGUCCUGCUGAUGUUCCGGAGGGGCUACGUGGGCAUGUUGUUUGUCGAUGGAGGGAUCCCCUUCUGGGGAGGAGUGUGUUUCAUCAUCUCUGGAUCCCUCUCGGUGGCUGCAGAGAAGCAUCAUACCAGCUGUCUGGUCAAGAGCAGCCUGGGGAUGAACAUCCUCAACAUCAUCGCUUCCUUCGCUGCCACGGCCAUCCUGCUGAUGGACUUUGGGGUGACUAACUGGGACGUGGGCCGGGGUUACCUGGCCGUGCUCACCAUCUUCACCAUCCUGGAGUUCUUCAUUGCUGUUAUUGCCACCUAUUUCGGGUGCCAGGCGACCCGCUCCAGCACCAAUACACAGUCCAUGGUUUUCCUGCCCAACGCCUUCAGCACAGACUUCAACAUCCCCAGCCCAGCAGCCACCCCGCCCCCGGCCUACGACAACGUGGCCUAUACUUCCAAGGAAGCCUCGGAGUAGGAGCCGCCGCCCUCCCGGAGCCUGCCCGCCCUCCGCAGCCCCGGGAGAAGGCUGCCCCGGCCCAUUGUCCCCAGUGUCCGCCUAGGUCAGCCGGCCUUGGGCCGAGGGUCGGCCACGAUGGGUUGGGGGCCGGGACCCGGUGUCCUGCUCCUCCAGUCAUUUCUUUCCCCAGAGACUCCCAGUGGGGGCAGUCGCGUGUUCCCGCCAUUUCCCUGGGCUCCGUGGCCCUGGGCGGCAGGAGGGUGAAGGGUUCGGAGCGCCGGCCCGGGCUUCGAAGUCCCAGUCUCCUGCAGCAGCAAAUCCAGUUUAAUAAAAUUGGGGCAGAUUAUUGGACCCCCGUCCCUCCUCUGAAAGGAAUGGAUGGUCAGAGAAGAGCUUCUGCUGCUGUCUGGGAAGGUCCUGUCCAGUGUGUCCCCAGUACGGUGGCUCGGAAGGUCCUGUCUCCCUCGCCUCCAAUAUGGUGGCUCGGAAGGUCCUGUCCAGUCUGUCCCCCGUACGGUGGCUCGGAAGGUCCUGUCCAGUUUGUCCCCCGUACGGUGGCUCGGAAGGUCCUGUCCAGUGUGUCCCCAGUACGGUGGCUCGGAAGGUCCUGUCCAGUUUGUCCCCAGUACGGUGGCUCAGAAGGUCCUGUCCAGUGUGUCCCCAGUACGGUGGCUCGGAAGGUCUUGUCCCGCUCAUUCCUGCCGUGGCUCCGCAGCCCGGCUUUGAUAAUCUGGGAGCUGAGUUCUCUGACACCCCCCAUGCUAAGCGUCCUCCCACUUUGACAUCCCCCCUUCUGAGGCAUCUUGGGUGGGGGCAUUCAGGAAGCUGGGCGGUGUGGUGGGCAUAGCGCGGGCCUUAGAAUCAGACACUGAGAUCAAAACCUGCUUCCGAGGCCUUCUAGCUGUCAGUGACGCUCUCCCAGCCUCAGUUUCCCCAUUUAUAAAAUGGGAGUAGCAUCCAUUUCGCAGUUGGAUCCAAUGAGCUAGCGCAGGUGAGGAGCUUUGAAAGGCUCCAAGUGCUACACCAAUGCUGGUGCCUGUGGUCCCAAGUUCCCUUCUGGCCCUGGAGUUCUGUGAGCCUGAUUCAUCCCCUCGGCUUCCCGGUCUGCUCUCUUGCUAAAAUAGACUCCCGUUUCACAGCUCCCACCCCAGCUGUGUUUCUAAAUGUCGCCUAAGGUUCAGCUCUGCAGACUGAUUGGCUGAGUGGGCCCCUCAGAGACCCUCAAACCACAUUUCACACAGUCUAAUCCUCCUCCAACCCAGGAAGAAUCACGCAGUUUCCAUCCUGGGAAUCUGGCCCAAAGGCUGGCCCGCGUUCAGGGAAGGGCCCCAGGGAGGCUGCGCUUCCUACUCCGAUCCCCCCCGAUGACCCCAAUCUGAGAAAUCUGCAGAAAAACUUGUUCGAUGGCAGGAGAGUGACUUCCUCUCUCGGAGCCUCAGUUUUCCCCUCUGUAAAUUGGGAAAGAGAGCGCGGGAAGGUUAAACUAGAUCUUCUCCACAGAGAUAAUUUCCCCUCCAGAUUCAGAUCCUGAUCUGAAGAGCCAGAAGCUCCGGGUGACUGAGAAGCUUCCUGAAAGACCCGGGAGUGGCAGGGGACCAGGACGGUCCAGGCUGGGGCAGCUGGGCUGGGGGCCCCUUGCAGGCUAGUUCCGGCUGCUGGCGGGUGCGAGGGUGCUUUGUGUCUGUCUGUGUCUGCAUGUUCCCGUAUCAAUGACUGGAAUAAACGUGUGGCUCAAAC